AUGAACAUCCAUGAAGAAAAGAAUUUCAAUGAUACCCCUGUCUUCCCACGAAGUAUUGCUGUCGGUUUGAACAAGGGCCACAAGGUCAACGCUAAGGAGGUUGCUCCAAAGAUCUCCCAGAGAAAGGGUGCUCUUUCCCAGAGAACCAAGUUCGUCAGAAGCAUCGUCUCUGAGGUUUCCGGCUUGGCUCCAUACGAGAGAAGAUUGAUCGAAUUGAUCAGAAACGCUGGUGAGAAGAGAGCCAAGAAGUUGGCCAAGAAGAGAUUGGGUACUCACAAGAGAGCUCUCAGAAAGGUCGAGGAGAUGAACCAGAUCAUCACUGAGGCUUUUGUGGUGCCUAAUCUUAUGGCUACCCAGUCCCUGCUUGCGGGUGCUGUCACUGCCAUGAGAACGCUUAAAACGAGGACUUCGGUGAAGAAAUUUUGCAAAGACUGUUAUAUGGUCAGAAGAAAGGGAAGAUUGUAUGUUUACUGCAAGUCCAACGGUAAGCAUAAGCAGAGACAAGGAUAA
Candidozyma haemuli is the source of this 510-nucleotide messenger RNA. It is a transcript of the gene RPL39, whose product is annotated as 60S ribosomal eL36 domain-containing protein. Gene Ontology annotation, molecular function: structural constituent of ribosome. The transcript has 3 exons. Gene Ontology annotation, biological process: cytoplasmic translation. The record is from RefSeq and is a predicted model, not a curated record. Gene Ontology annotation, cellular component: ribosome; cytosolic large ribosomal subunit. NCBI's taxonomy places the organism in Eukaryota, Fungi, Ascomycota, Pichiomycetes, Serinales, Metschnikowiaceae. The coding region runs from base 1 to 510 and encodes 169 amino acids.